GGAUCAACCUAUUCUUUUCAGCCCCUUCAAUGAUCCUAUUGAUGACUGAUAUGAACACUUUUACACAAUUGGGAGCUUUGGCAUUGCCAAAGUUGGGCCAACUGUUCUCCCAAAAAAGAGUUGAAAAAUCCAAGAUUUACCCUAUAAAAUGCGCACACACGGGCGACCAAGUUGGAAAUUUUCCUGACCUACCAGAUUGGAAACCUUGCCAAGGAAAUGCUGAUGCAUUGGUGAAGUUGGUGUGACCGCAAAAGUUUUGUACAUGGCUUUCUUGGAUCCUGGUUCUCUCACCAUAUGCGGAAGAGAAAGAGAGAGAGAGAGAGUCCAAGAGGAUCAAACACAGGAACCAAGUGAGAAGGAUACUCUGCAAAUUUUUUACCUGAGGGUCAUUGCCUGAAUGACAGGAGCCAAGAGGCAAUUCUGAGCUAGGAGCGCUAGUUCAAGUAUCACGGGAAAGAGAUCAUCGAAAAGCCCCAGGCUAUACGAGAAGUACCAGUUGGGUUGCAUGUCUUGGGAUUUGAUGAACGUUCCUGAGCUUCUGCCUGGUCGUUUACAUAUGAAGCUGCUCACAGAUGCGAGGCAUUCAGAGAAUAGGCACAACCAUGACGAUGUGCAUAUGAAAGGGAGACCUAAAACUCUUCACACGUCGGAUAAGAAGAGCCAAGGUGCUGUUGGCGAACAGGAUCACACAACUUCGGUUGUCAAGUUCAGAGAUGAAUGUGUAAAUAAAAUGAGGCAAAAGGAGAGGCUCAUGAGCAACCGGUUAAAGAGAGAGAAUGCUGAAGCAAAACAGGAAAUGAAACAUUUUCUCGAGACUCCAAGUCACUCAUCCAAAAGCCUAGGGAAGACACACCGUAGGCGUCGACGAAAUGAUUCAAAUAUGGGUUCUCCACGGAAACUUCCCCAUCCUAUGUUAGUGGAUGGACCUUCUCAGUCGACAUUCAGAGGACUAUUUUGCCAUCAGGUACACCCCAGAAGCGGAGGAGGGAUUGGCUGUAGAAGCAUCAGUGUGGCAGUAAAUAAAGAUUUGAAGAAGACGAAUGUCCAAUCCCUUCAUAGGAACGAAGUGGCGGAGGCACUGGUAAAUCAGAAGUUCGUCAACGGUGGCCACUUUGGUGAUGAUCGGACGGGCCACAAGUCUAAGCAAUUCUUGGAAGCGUUGCACGUGCUGAAUUCCAACAAACAAUUAUUCUCUAAACUCCUGGAUGACCGAGACUCUGUAUUAGCGAAGCACAUCCAAGAAUUGCGGGACUCUCAGGAAAAAGAACAAAAGUGUGAUAGUACUAUUGAUACAAGUGUGAUUCAAGAGAAAAGUACAGGUAUGCUUUCCUGGAAGAAGAUCAUGAGCUGGGGAAAACUCCGUCCCAAGAGAAGCAGUGAAGAGCACUUUUCAACAGUGGUUUUAGGGCCUGGACCACAAAGCGCAGGAAACAUCGAGAAAAGCGGCUCAUCUUCACAAACAAACAAUAGCAUAAGAAAUGAGGUCCCAGCCAUUAGACAGUCACACUUUCCAUUUCAAGGUUUGAGAAGGAAAACGAGGAAUGCUACUGAGCUAAGAAGAACAAAGAAGGGACAGAUGCCUAAAUUUUCAGUUGAUAUCGAGAUGAAAGAUAUUGCAGGUGAGCAUGACAGUCCCCGAGCGAAAAUCGGACGUGAAUCUGCUACAACAGGCGGAGGUGCUUGUCCAGGAAGUCACAGAGAUCACAAGGAAGUAAACUUCAAUAUGGCUGAAGCUAGGAUACAUCUCUCUCAGCCAUUAAGUAAAGAUCUGAAUAAAAAGGUUUCUGAAGAGCAGUUCAUUAAUACAAGAAGGAGGUCACUCUCUUUGCCUGGGCAAGACUUGUUGUCCUUCCUCAAUUCCGGGAGAACCGAAGAAGUUGGGAUGUUUACCGCUCAGAUGAGGUUCAGCUCCUACAGCUACUAUCUAAACAAUCAGAACAGACUGGGGAUUCACAAGGAAAAUGAUAAUAAUGUUCCGAGCCCACCGAGGCCAAAUGAGGAGGUCCCCACGCUGAAUGAUGAUACUUGCAGGAAUCCCGAUGAUCCGUUUAAUCAUGCUAAAGCAAACCUAGAAAUGCAAGAGAAACUUCUCGAAACUGAAAUGCAUGAAAUUACCCCUUUCCCUUUUGAUUCAGGCUCCGAAGAUAUAUCUUUACCUUGCGAGCUUGGUCAAGCUCCUUCUAACCAGGCGCAUCUUGGCAUUGCUGAAGAAUCUGUUAUUGCAGAAACAACAAAUAAUAUGCUCCCAAAUAGUGUCAAUCCUUUCAAAGAACCUGAAGCAUUGAAUUGCGGGCCAUAUUGUUGCGCUAAUCAGAGCAUCAGUGCAACUAAGGACCCCCACAAAGGAGAAUGCUUAUGUUGCUUUGAAUUGGAUUCACCUCUACAAAAUCAACCGGAAACUUCUUUGGUGGAUGAUUCCUUAUUAAGAGCUACAAAUGCCCAGAAUGCAGAUAAUGUGAUUACUUCCAGAACUACUGUGAGCUUGGAUAGAACCAUGUCUGAACCGGCUGAUCCACCAUCAGGGUCACCUGAAAUUGCUUUAGUGACUUCCCCAUCAGACUCCAAAUUUUCUACCAAUAAGGCUGAUGAUAAGCUUGGAUUCACAUCUGAGUAUGUGAGGUCACUUUUGAUAGCUUCGGAUUUGAACUGGAAUGAACUCCUGGUGAAGUACCCCGAGUCGGAGCAAUUUCUUCCCCCGUUUUUAUUUAGUGCAAUAGGGACGCAGCCAGAUCGGUCCGGCAUCGAUCACACGCUCCUCUUUGAUUAUGUUGAUGAAAUCCUCCAAGAAGUUGCAAACGAGUGGUAUUUCAGAUUUCUCAGACUAAAUACUAAGAUGGUUCCACCAGAUGAAAAUGUGGCUCGUGAGGCGAUCAAAUGGGUAGAUUGGAACCUCGUCUUCCAAACGAGGUUAGGCACUUUGGAGCAGCUCGUCAAAGAGGACUUGGCAAAGCCUCAAGUUUGGGUGGAUACUCGAAAGGAUGCCGAAGGAAUUGUUAACAAGAUGGUAGAGAGCAUCCUAGAGGAUAUAAUAGAGGAGAUGGAGUCGAAUUGCUAAUAUGAAGGGGAACUUUUGUACCGAGGAUUAAAUGAUGAUCGGAAAUCCCGCAAAAAAGCAGCAGCCAUCAGUGAAUUUUCCUGUAAUUAUAUUUAAUGAUGUGUGGAAAAAGCUUGAGAUGGACCAAGAAACUAGCGAGUUUUGUUGUAAGGCCAAGGAUUCAUCUGUGGCGCCAUCAAGUUCACUCGAUGGAUCCAAGUUACAAUUACUCA
Messenger RNA from Syzygium oleosum, 3267 nucleotides. RefSeq lists its product as uncharacterized. The record is from RefSeq and is a predicted model, not a curated record. Bases 506 to 3055 code for a protein of 849 amino acids. NCBI's taxonomy places the organism in Eukaryota, Viridiplantae, Streptophyta, Magnoliopsida, Myrtales, Myrtaceae. The transcript has 6 exons.